CUCGUCACCUGGCAGAGGCACAUUCUCAGUGUGUGCUGCGGCUCGUGUGGCUUCUCUCCUCGCAGUUUUCAGCCCUCCCAACCAGCUCCUUGCGUCUGUCCUGAGACAAAUGGCUGGAGUGGAAGCACAGCCCGCUGCCACACUUCGGGUUUGUGCUUGGUUCUUUUCUUGCACCUCGGGAUUCGUGGGCAUCAGGCUGUGAUGUGUGCCGAGGGAGGAACUGAUCAUCUACUCCACCUUGAUCUCACUGUGUUCUGGACAUGACCGACCCUCUUCAAUGGGCCAGAUAUCACUGGCGGCAUCUUACGGGUCCUACGACCAGGGAUGACGAGGAGAGGCCCUACAGCUACUUCUCACUGCUUGCCUGUGGGGGCAAGUCCUCGCAGACCCCCAAACUGGCAGGAAGGCACCGGAUUGUUGUUCCCCACCUUCGGCCCUUCAAGGAUGAGUAUGAGAAGUUCUCUGGAGCCUACGUGAAUAACCGAAUACGAACCACAAAGUACACACUUUUGAAUUUUGUGCCGAGAAAUUUAUUUGAACAAUUUCACAGAGCUGCCAAUCUGUAUUUCCUGUUCCUAGUUGUCCUGAACUGGGUGCCUUUGGUGGAAGCCUUCCAAAAGGAAAUUACCAUGCUGCCCCUGGUGGUGGUCCUUACAAUUAUUGCAAUUAAAGAUGGCUUGGAAGAUUAUCGAAAAUACAAAAUCGACAAACAGAUUAACAAUUUAGUAACUAAAGUUUAUAGCGGAAAAGAGAAAAAAUACAUUGAGCAGUGCUGGAAAGACGUGACUGUCGGGGACUUCAUCCGCCUCUCCUGUAACGAGGUCGUUCCUGCAGACAUGGUCUUGCUCUUUUCCACUGAUCCGGAUGGAAUCUGUCACAUUGAGACUUCGGGUCUUGACGGAGAGAGCAAUUUAAAACAGAGGCAGGUAGUUCGAGGGUACACAGAGCAGGACUGUGAAGUUGAUCCUGAGAAGUUCUCCAGCCGGAUAGAAUGUGAAAGUCCAAACAAUGAUCUCAACAGAUUCCGAGGCUUCCUAGAACAUUCCAACAAAGAACGUGUGGGUCUCAGUAAAGAAAACUUACUGCUUAGAGGGUGCACCGUCAGAAACACAGAGGCCGUGGUGGGCAUCGUGGUUUAUGCAGGUCAUGAAACCAAAACAAUGCUGAACAACAGUGGGCCACGGUACAAGCGCAGUAAAUUAGAAAGGAGAGCAAAUACGGACGUCCUCUGGUGUGUCCUACUUCUGGUCAUCAUGUGUUUAACUGGUGCAUUGGGUCAUGGAAUCUGGUUGAGCAGAUAUGAAAACAUACUCUUUUUUAACAUCCCUGAGCCUGAUGGACAUAUCGUAUCACCAGUGUUGGCAGGAUUCUAUAUGUUUUGGACCAUGAUCAUUUUAUUACAGGUCUUGAUUCCCAUUUCUCUCUAUGUUUCCAUCGAAAUUGUGAAGCUUGGACAAAUAUACUUUAUUCAAAGUGACGUGGAUUUCUACAAUGAGAAAAUGGAUUCUACUGUUCAGUGCCGAGCCCUGAACAUCGCUGAGGAUCUCGGACAGAUUCAGUACCUCUUUUCUGAUAAGACAGGAACCCUCACUGAGAAUAAGAUGGUUUUUCGAAGAUGUAGUGUGGCAGGAUUCGAUUACUGCCAUGAGGAAAACGCCAAGAGGUUAGAGUCCUAUCAGGAAGCUGUCUCAGAAGAUGAAGAUUUUCCGGACCCUGAGAGUGGCUCCCUCAGCAAUAUGGCGAAACCAAGAGCCCACAGCUGCAGGCUGGUGCAUAAUGAGCCUUUGGGAAGUAAGCCCUCCAGGCAACUCGCCGGGAGCUCUGUUGCUGUAGGAAGCAGAGAAGGAGCCAGUGAAGUGCCUCCAUCCAGACAGGCUGCUUUCAGCAGCCCCAUUGAAACAGAUGUGGUGCCAGACACCAGGCUUUUGGACAAAUUUAGUCAGAUUACACCUCAGCUCUUUAGCCCCCUGGAUGAGACCAUCCCAGAUCCACCCCUGGAGACUCUGUACAUCAUCGACUUCUUCAUUGCAUUGGCAAUUUGCAACACAGUAGUGGUUUCUGCUCCAAACCAACCACGCCAAAAGAGCAGAUGCUCUUCACUGAGUGGAAUGCCCAUUAGGUCUUUGGAAGAGAUUAAAAACCUCUUCCAGAGAUUAUCUGUCCGGAGAUCAAGUUCACCAUCGCUGGCCAGUGGGAAAGAGCUGUCUUCGGCCUUCGUGAGCAGACUUCCUCUUCUUGGUCGAAUGAAGCUGACUUCUCCUGUGGGGGAAGAGGACUCGGGGCUGAGUGAGAGCUCCCAGGGCGCCAGCAGCUCGGCCUGCUGCCUGGAAACGCAGGAGGCGCACAGCGAAGUGGGCCUGGCCAAUGGCAGGGUGGAAGCGCCUGCGGGAAGGGCACUGGCCUCCGACCUGUGCUACGAGGCCGAGAGUCCAGACGAAGCGGCCCUCGUGUACGCAGCCAGGGCCUACCGGUGCACUUUACAGGCCCGGGCGCCCGAGCAGGUCACGGUGGACUUUGCUGCUUUGGGACCUUUAACCUUUCAACUCCUGCACAUCCUGCCCUUCGACUCAGUCAGAAAAAGAAUGUCCGUUGUGGUCCGGCACCCGCUUUCCAACCAAGUUGUGGUGUAUACAAAGGGUGCCGACUCUGUGAUCAUGGAGCUGCUCUCAGCGGCUUCCCCAGAUGAAGCAAGUCUGGGAAAACAGCAGAUGAUCAUAAGGGAGAAAACCCAGAAACACCUGGAUGACUAUGCCCAACGCGGCCUGCGCACUCUGUGUAUAGCCAAGAAGGUCAUGAGUGACACUGAGUAUGCAGAAUGGCUGAGGAAUCACUUUUUAGCUGAAACCAGCAUUGAAAACAGGGAAGAAUUACUACUUGAAUCUGCCAUGAGGUUGGAAAACAAACUUACAUUACUUGGUGCUACUGGCAUUGAAGACCGUCUGCAGGAAGGAGUCCCUGAAUCUAUAGAAGCCCUCCACAAAGCCGGGAUCAAGGUCUGGAUGCUGACGGGGGACAAGCAGGAGACAGCUAUCAACAUAGCAUAUGCGUGCAAACUGCUAGAGCCGGAUGACAAGCUCUUCAUCCUCAACACCCAAAGUAAAGAUGCCUGUGAGAUGCUGAUGAGCACAAUUUUGAAAGAACUUCAAAAGAAAAAUCAAGGCAGUCCAGGGCAAGCGUCAUUAAGGAUGGAUUUGCAUCAGCCUCCUGUUCCCCAGGACUCAGAGAUUCGGGCUGGACUCAUUAUCACUGGGAAGACCCUGGAGUUUGCCUUGCAAGACAAUCUACAAAGACAGUUCCUAGAACUGACGUCUUGGUGUCAAGCUGUGGUCUGCUGCCGAGCCACACCCUUGCAGAAAAGCGAGGUGGUUAAAUUGGUACGCAGCCAUCUCCGGGUGAUGACCCUGGCCAUCGGUGACGGCGCCAAUGAUGUUAGUAUGAUACAAGUGGCGGACAUCGGGAUAGGGGUGUCGGGUCAAGAAGGCAUGCAGGCGGUGAUGGCCAGCGACUUCGCCGUUUCUCAGUUCAGACAUCUCAGCAAGCUCCUUCUGGUCCACGGGCACUGGUGUUAUACGCGACUUUCCAACAUGAUUCUCUAUUUUUUCUAUAAGAAUGUGGCCUACGUGAACCUCCUUUUCUGGUACCAGUUCUUUUGUGGGUUUUCAGGAACAUCCAUGACUGACUACUGGGUCUUGAUCUUCUUCAACCUCCUCUUCACCUCCGCUCCUCCUGUCAUUUUUGGUGUUUUGGAGAAAGAUGUAUCUGCAGAGACCCUCAUGCAACUGCCUGAGCUUUACAAGAGCAGUCAGAAAUCAGAGGCGUACCUGCCCCUGACCUUCUGGAUCACCUUGCUGGAUGCCUUUUACCAGAGCCUGGCCUGCUUCUUUGUGCCUUACUUUACCUACCAGGGAUCCGACAUUGACAUCUUUACAUUUGGAAACCCCCUAAACACAGCUGCCCUGUUCAUCAUUCUCCUCCAUCUGGUCAUUGAAAGCAAGAGUUUGACUUGGAUCCACCUGCUGGUCAUCAUUGGUAGUGUCUUGUCUUACUUUUUCUUUGCCUUGGCUUUUGGAGCCAUGUGUGUAACUUGCAACCCACCAUCCAACCCCUACUGGAUUAUGCAGGAGCACAUGCUGGAUCCAGUGUUCUACUUAGUUUGUGUCCUCACAACCUGCGUUGCUCUCCUCCCCAGGUUUAUGUACAGAGUUUUUCAGGGAUCCCUGUUUCCAUCUCCAAUCUUAAGAGCUAAGCACUUGGACAGACUAACUCCAGAGGAGAGGACUGAAGCUCUCAAGAAGUGGAGAGGGGCUGCAAAAAUGGAUCAAGUGACCUCAACAUAUGCUGAGCAAUUAGCUGGCAAGUCAGGAAGAAGACCCGUGCCUGGAACUUUUGCUGUCUUUGCGAUGAAGCCUGCGUCUUCUUGUGCUGUUGAGCAGGGAAACAGAUCUCUAUGCGAAACUGCUUUAGACCCAGGCUGCCGUGAAACUGAGGCCUCAAGAGAUUAAGAAAGCAGGUUCCUUCCUUGAAAUUGAAGUCUUCUUUCAAGUGUAGAAGAGAGGUUUUGAAGAGAUGUCACAACCAAGUAAAAAUGACUUGUACUUUUCCACAAGGGACACAGGCAUUAUACUAGGCUUGGGAAGGCUGACGUAAUGACCAUUAUUAUGUGUUUGUAUACACAUUUGUAAUAGAGGGGUAGAGUUUGACCUGGACAGACUUCAGGUAAGUGAAAUAUUUAAUUUCGAAUCAAAUGCUUUUAUGAAACUUUUUGGAUUUUGUAAAAGCAUUUCAAUUGCCUUGGAAAUGUAAACAUUUUCAAGGGGAGCCAUUGGAGAUAUAUUUAUUUUAUUGGGAGUUCUCAUAUUCUCAGGAAAUUCUUCAAAUGAGUAGGCUCCAAUCUGAAUUUUUUUUUUUAAUUAAAAACAAAAGUACUUUUGAGUUAGGACUCAGAGAAGAUUUCCAUAUGGAAAAAUGUUAUAAAUGGUUAGUUUACAGAUAAAUUUCCAAGCGCCUUUUAAAUAACGUUAUACCUAAAAUAAAGUAUAAUCAUAUUGCUUAAAAUAUGUUAGAUCCACCUCACUGGUCAUUUCAGUGUUUUCCUAAGGUGAGAGGGAGCAGGAAAGAUGGAACGGGUUUUAUCAGGUACCAUAAAUGCACUCCUCUCUCAGCAGCCGUCAAAAGAAGACUGUUUAUGUGGGCUGUCUCUGCACAGAUGUUGUCAGUGAGGAAACUGAGGCCAUAGGUCAGGCGAAUAGAAUCAACUGAGUCUGCAGCCCAUGGGGCAAUGUCUUGUAUUUUAAAGCUGAGAAUAGUCUGAUCAAAAUGAUACCAUCAAUUUCAAAACCAUAUUCUAGAGACCAACUUGAAGGUUCAUUAUGUAUGUAAUAUCCAACAACCUUUCUAGUGUUGUGGACUAGUGAGAUACAAAUUGAGACUAAUACAAAUUGUUCUCAGGAGGUAUCUAUGAGGUGCUGAGAAAACAUUUUUAACACAUUUGCGGACAGGAAUGGCUAUACAGCAAGUUUACGGCUGUCUCAGAUCAUGUAUGCUGGCUUUAGUUGGAACAAAGAAACUACAGUAGAGCCUCCAGAGUCGACCGCCUCCCUACUUGGACCACUUCUUACAUUGAACUAAUUUUCAUAGAGCGGACGUACGUACCAGUGCAGCUGGCCCAGUGCUCCGUGUUGACCACCUCUGUAUGUGACCAGUUUGUUACAGUCCUUGGGUGGUCGACGUACAGAGCUUCUACUGUAGGUUUACACUAAGUAAGGCCAGGUACUAUCAUAAUAUCCUAUAUUCUUGCUGAAGUUCUUUUAAAAUUCUAUUAGCAUUUCUAUUACCUGAAUGCUGUCAGCCAUCCAUCAUCCAGAAUGUACUUCCUGAAUCUCCAUGCUAAUGUUCAAUGUCUACAUCAAGGUCUUCUUAGUAACUAUCAAACUGUCAUUCUCAGGGUAUAAUCUUUUACCUGCUGCCUGCUAUUGUGGUCUGACAUUGUUUUGUAGCCUUCUGAUAUUAUUGCAUAUAGUCUUUUAUAUGUAUUGAUUUCGAAAACUUUCAGAACCCCACACGGCUAAUGAAAGUUGCUUUUUAUUUCCUUAUUUUUUUAA
Molecule: messenger RNA, 6101 nt
Organism: Nycticebus coucang (slow loris)
Lineage: Eukaryota; Metazoa; Chordata; Mammalia; Primates; Lorisidae
Gene: ATP10D
Product: ATPase phospholipid transporting 10D (putative)
Exons: 24
Coding region: 261-4502 (1413 amino acids)
Biological process (GO): phospholipid translocation
Cellular component (GO): plasma membrane
Molecular function (GO): ATPase-coupled intramembrane lipid carrier activity; ATP hydrolysis activity; ATP binding
Source: RefSeq, a predicted model, not a curated record